AUGCCCGAUCGCUGCCGUGACGUCGCCAACGGCCAGAAGGCCGACUUUCCGGGAGGGCCGUACGGCAUUGAGGUCUUCAACGUCCACUACGCCGACUGCGACACGGCCUGGGUCAUGUGCCGCCACAACCAGGCCGAGAUUAGUAGGGAGCAGAUGAUCGACCUUUUCGGGAGGAUGCCGGUGCGCAUGCGACAGUGGAUUCGCCUGAUUAUUGGCAACCCGGACUACGGCGACGUCUGGCUCUGGGGGGACGCGCAGAACUACCCGACGCUUUGGGUCCACGAGAUGGCGCACGCGCUGGAUUAUCAGGCUGCCCCGGGCCCCACCCGGUUGUCGUCGAGCCAGCGGUGGCUUGAUGCAUACAACAACGACGCUGCCAUAUCCGACGGCUACGCCGCGAAAGACCAGAAAGAGAACUUUGCCCAGGAAACGGUCAUUGCCCUCUUCGACACCGUCGUUCCCGGCGGCAUCGGCACCGUUGUUCCCAACUGGGCAGUCAUAUACAACCAGCACUCGACGGUCCGCAGCGCCCUCGGGGACAACCUGGUCCCCGGAGGGAGGUGCGGGGCGCGCAAGCCCGACGCAGGGAUCGUCUGCAUGGGCCCGGCGGCGCCCUGCGGCCAGCGCCAGGUCGGUCAGCGCGCCUCACCAACCAUCGCCACGGCCGUCGUGAAAGUUUCGAGGAUGCCGCCCCCGGAGGGCCCGGGGGUGCUAGCCGCCGAUGGAGAGCGAUUUUGGCAGUGA
Molecule: messenger RNA, 744 nt
Organism: Gaeumannomyces tritici R3-111a-1
Lineage: Eukaryota; Fungi; Ascomycota; Sordariomycetes; Magnaporthales; Magnaporthaceae
Exons: 5
Coding region: 1-744 (247 amino acids)
Molecular function (GO): metallopeptidase activity
Source: RefSeq, a predicted model, not a curated record